Molecule: messenger RNA, 1694 nt
Organism: Gossypium raimondii (Peruvian cotton)
Lineage: Eukaryota; Viridiplantae; Streptophyta; Magnoliopsida; Malvales; Malvaceae
Exons: 2
Coding region: 801-1304 (167 amino acids)
Source: RefSeq, a predicted model, not a curated record
UCAGUUCAUCAUCGUCACAGUUGAAAGAGAAAAUCUUGAGAGAGAAAGUAAAGCAAAAAUAAAAAAAUAAAAAAAACAAAAAAAUGGAGAUGAGUGAGAGAUCGUAAAAUAUUAGGGUUUUCGAUUUUCCCUUUUGAAGUUUUUUUUCAUUGAUUAAAAGACUUUCUCUCUUCGUCUCUGAUUUGUUGAAUUUUACCCCUUUUUUAUCAGUGAAUUCAACGUGCUUUUUUUUCUUUUUAAAAGCUUCGAUUUUUUUGUUGUUUUCUUCCGGUGAAAUUCUUUUCUCCGACCGCUUGUUUCGUCAGUAAUAGCGGCUGAAAAUCAGGUUGAUCCUUUUCCGAUCAUGGGUUAUCCCGAUUUUUACCAGAAGGUCAUUUUUUGAAUCAAAAUCGGAUUUUUUCCAAUUCUCAAAAUUUUUGAGCUUUUUAGCUGUUUAUGUAAUUUAAAAAAUGGGUUUCCUUUUUUGAAGUAGAAAAUUUUGCACUUUUUGAGCUAAGAAAAAAAGGGUCAUAAACGGUGGACUUUAAGGGGGGAAAAAGAACAGUGAUAUUAGAACAAAACUCGUUUGAUUGGAUAAAUUUCUCUCUUUUUUUCCCCUUUUUUCAAAAAAGGAAGAAUCUGAAGAGAAAGACAAUUUGUUUGAGCUUAAUUUACAAGCUUUUGACUUUAAUUAUGAUUGAAAAAAUUGUUGGAUUCAUUUAAUAUCUUUCCAAAAUUUUGUCCUAAUUUUUGAAACUCAAUUGACCAUUUCCUAAUUGAGUGUCUAACUGCAAAACAAUGGAGUUCUAAGUUGUUCAAACAUGGCAGUUUCCUUCCCUGGUUUUCCAUGGUGGUUUUGGGGUAAUAGUGGAAAUAAGGAGAAACAGCUUGUUUCAAAUGGAUCUUCCUUAAAUUCUUCUGAUUGGGGUUUAGGUUUACGAGAGCCUGAAACUGUUAAAUUCCCAACAAAAAUAGCCUCAACUAAAGGAAAACCAAAUUGGCAAGGUAAUGAAGAAAGGAGAGUGGUUGAUAAAGAAUAUGACCUUGUGAUGGUUCCAUCAGAUGGUGUGCAUUUAUCUGGAUAUGAAUCAGAUGGUCCAGAAUGGUCCAUUGGGUGGGAAGAACCACAUGGUCCUGGUUUUCAUGGUGAAGAUGAUGAUGAUGGGUUUGCUGUGUUGGUUCCAUGUUAUAGACCUGGUUGCAAAGAACUUGUUGAAAGCCCUAAUAACCAGCUCUUGAGUGCCAUCAAGAACCUCCCAACUGGGUUCUCUUCUGAGGGAAGCAACUCAGUGCAGCAAUGGUUAUCUUCCUUCCCGAACUACUGAACUGAUCAAGUCACACUAGUCUGUAGGCGAAGUUUCCUAUUGUAGUAUCGGCGAAUAAUGUGUAUAUAUAUAAAAGAAGUUGCCGGUUCCAGUAGAGAUGAGGAUCUGUAUCAGCUUCUGGUUCAUCAUCCUUCCUUCUUGCUUACGUGCGGUCUCGAAAUGAUCUCUGCGGAAUUGCAAAAACACGGUGGAGAACUUUUGUUGUUCUUUUUUCUGUAAAUAAUAUUAAUGUGAAUAUGCAAGGAAUGAAGAAUCCUUGCUUCCAGCACACUGCUACUGUGUAAAAUUUUGAUCUUUACUCCCCCCCCCCCAGCAAAGUAUAUCUAUCAUCAUAUCAAUUUUGUAAAUACUAUGUUCUAUGAGAUUGAGGACCAAAAUUCUUAGUUCUUA